Molecule: messenger RNA, 3426 nt
Organism: Stegastes partitus (bicolor damselfish)
Lineage: Eukaryota; Metazoa; Chordata; Actinopteri; Pomacentridae
Gene: slc13a3
Product: solute carrier family 13 member 3
Exons: 13
Coding region: 1-1821 (606 amino acids)
Biological process (GO): succinate transmembrane transport; citrate transport
Cellular component (GO): plasma membrane
Molecular function (GO): succinate transmembrane transporter activity; citrate transmembrane transporter activity; sodium:dicarboxylate symporter activity
Source: RefSeq, a predicted model, not a curated record
AUGAAAAUAUCGGUUGUGUCCAAGAAGCUGUGGUGCGUCCACAAACAGCUGAUCCUGCUGCUCACUCCACUCGUGUUCCUGCCUUUACUUUUUACUCUACCGGAGAAGGAGGGAAAAUGUCUUUACGUGGUGGUGCUGAUGGCUAUGUUUUGGUGUACAGAGGCCCUUCCUCUGGCUGUCACAGCGAUACUUCCAGUCUGCCUCUUCCCGACGAUGGGAAUCCUUCCAGCCAAAAAAGUCUGCCCUCAGUACUUCAUCGAGACCAAUUUUCUCUUCCUCAGCGGCCUCGUGAUGGCAUCGUCUAUUGAGGAGUGGGGCCUGCAUCGUAGAAUAGCACUGAAGGUGCUUACUAUUGUUGGAGUAAAACCAGCCUGGCUGAUACUGGGCAUGAUGCUCACCUCGUCCUUCCUGUCCAUGUGGCUCAGCAACACGGCCACAACAGCCAUGAUGCUCCCCAUUGCGAAUGCCAUCCUGGAGAGCUUGUUUGGCGACCUGGAGACCCUGAAACUAAAGUGCAAAUCCCCCGAGGAUCACGAGAGCGCUGUGAUAAAUGGCCAAUCUUCUGUGAAGCUGCAUUCACUGCCCUCAGUGCCUUCGGAAAAACAAAUACUGUCAAUAGAGGGGACGGAUGCAGCAGAGCAGCCUGACCUGAGGACAGCCGAGGAGAUCCGGUCAGAGUCGAUGUAUCAGCUCAACGUGUGGAAAGGGUUCCUGAUCUGUAUUCCCUACGCAGCCAGUAUCGGAGGAACCGCCACGCUGACAGGCACCGCACCAAACCUCAUCCUGAUUGGACAGCUGAAAAGCUACUUCCCAGACUGCGAUCUGAUCAACUUUGGCUCCUGGUUUGCGUUUGCUUUCCCGCUCAUGCUUAUCUUCCUGGCUUUGGGAUGGCUAUGGAUCUCAUUUCUCUAUGGUGGAUUGAAUACAAGACUGUGCUUUGCGAGACAUGACCGGAGAGCCCAGGCAGAGGCCCGAGCCAAGGCUGUAAUAGAGGAAGAUUACAGAAGACUAGGGCCCUUAAAUUUUGCAGAGGGAGCCAUCUCUUUCUUUUUUGUGUUGUUUGCCGUUCUACUCUUUACAAGAGAUCCUAAAUUCGUCACUGGCUGGUCCGUGCUUUUUAAACAGGGGUACGUCUCAGACGCAGUCACUGGAGUGAUCAUUGUGUCUAUAUUGUUCUUCUUCCCUUCACAAAAACCUUCUUUCAGAUGGUGGUUCGACCCUCAAGCUUCAAACACUCCUUAUGUCCCUCUGCUGUCGUGGAAAAAAGCCCAGGACUCGGUUCCCUGGAACAUCAUCCUGCUGCUCGGAGGAGGCUUUGCUAUGGCCAAAGCUUGUGAGGAGUCUGGGCUCGCCUCCUGGAUCGGAGGCCACCUCCAGCCUUUGGCCGAGGUUCCUCCUGCUGCAGCUGUGAUGCUGAUCACUGCUUUCCUGGCCUGUUUCACUGAGUUCGCCAGCAACACUGCCACAAUUAUUAUAUUUUUACCUGUCAUUGCUGAGAUGGCUAUGCAUGUCUCGGUGAACCCUCUGUACUUCAUGAUACCUGCCACCAUAGGAUGUUCAUAUGCCUUCAUGCUGCCAGUGUCCACACCACCCAACUCCAUCGCCUUCGCAUCAGGUCAUCUCAUGGUCAAGGACAUGGUGAGAACUGGCAUUGUCAUGAACAUCCUGGGUGUCCUCUCUGUCGCUCUGGCCAUGAACACUUGGGGCAUCGCCAUGUUUGACUUGAACUCUUACCCAGAGUGGGCUCAUCCUAUUAACAAGACCGCUCUUUUUACUGAUAAGCACAUCUCAUCUGUUCAGCCAUUUAAUGCUACACUCUGAUCACAAAUGCAGUUUCACACAAGUAUCAGAAGAUUGUAUAAAGAUUUAACACUAAACAGGGACAAAGGUCUGCCUGUAGACGUCCACCGUGUCACUAGAAUGGCAAAAUGCUCUGGGAGCUGUUACUUGUAAUGCUUGUAAGGAGUUCAUUAUACGUACAUGUGUCUGUUUUGGGCUCUUGAAAGUCAAGGUUUCAUACUGUGAAAAGUUUUGCCAAGUUAAAGAUGAUGCUGCAAGUUAAAAUCUGCUGCACUAUUUUACCCUCUUAAACUCAACAACAACAGCUUAGAGCACUGAAGAGUGUUUUAUAUUUGUAAAACUCCAGCCGCACUGCAGAAUGUGCUGUUUGUAUUGUCACUACUAGGCUGACCUCUGCUGGAAACGUGAGAGACACCUCUACGAAUAACUCUUUUAAAAUAUAUAUUUUGGCUUAAAUCACUAAGAGAUCAUGUUACUUGUUUGUGUAUUAUAUGGCACAUGUGUCAAUGCUAAAGCCAUAACAGAAAACAAUAUUUUAAAUCUUGUCUGAGCUGUCAAUCCUGACUAAUGAAUGUGUAAAUUUUGUUACAUAAAGAUCUACAUUCAUAUAACUACUGUUACAAAUAAAUUUGUAUUAUGAUGAUUUAGUUGCAUGUUGUUUAUGUAUUUGUACGUAAUGAGUGCACAGGGCAGGUUUAAUCUGGUAUUUCUGGUAACUAAAUAUGUUUAACUUUUUAAUAGAUGCUGAAAAUAAAACGUAGCCCUCAGCUGUCAGUUUUUGAUAAGCUGUUACAGUAUAUAGUUAUACUCCCAGUCUCCACUCAUGUUAACACGUUUUGGCCGUUGCACACAAACACGCAGCAUAUGAAUUCCUUACAAUGUUUGCUCGGUGUUGUAAACUGCCUGGAGUCACAUGGCCCCACAACAAUGGCUAACUUGUGCGAGGCAGCCGUGGUUACUCAGUGUAAGCAGGGUCAGUGCAAAAGGUCUCCAGUGUUCGAAUGCAAAACUAUAAAACACUGCCCGCAGACCGGGACAGGAUGUACAAGAGUGCCCAGCACAAACAACCUUUGACAGCACAGGUUUGAACCAAAGCUGAUUUAUAUCUGUGCCAGAUCAGAAAUAGUUUCAUUUGGUAAUUAUAUGAAAAUGAUGUUUUUUGUUUUCAUGAACUGAAACCAUAAGUCUGCAUUAAAUCUCAUUGUCUCUCUGCUGACAGAAAGGAUCUCUUACAGUAUUUCAAACUCAUCCAAACACCUGACUAGUGAAGACACUGUGUGUUGUUUGAGGCUUUAUUAACCUCAUUCUGCUUCUAGAUAUCCAGCUAAGCAGAGAGCUUAACACAUUUCCAAAUACAAAAGGCUUUAACUGACCAUUUCUUCGUGUCAACAAUAGCUGUGGCUCAGUCUUACAGUACUUUGGAGCUAAAAAAUACUAGAAACUAAGCAUGAUUUCUCAGAAAGUUGCAAUAAUAUAAACUGAUGACCAUAAUCUUAUCCUACAGAGUUGAUAAAUUAUCAGAGAGACUCACAUGUUUCUGUUUGAAGUAAUUACGGCCAAAUAUUAGCCUGGUGAUUAUAAGAUCUGACUUUCAGAAUUUCUCCAAUUAUUGAUAUUGCUAUUUUU